CUAUUACAUCGUGAACCUCAUAUUGGUGAUUGGAGAAACGUCGACCAAAAUGGAUGAUCCUGAGGUGCUGAGCGAAAGUUUGAGCUACAUUGCUUUGUACAUCAUUAUGUUCGUUAGUUUGAUGUACAUACAAUCAAAGAGUGUUCAGAGAUUGUUCAAGCAAAUUGAUGAAAUGGAAGAAACUAUUUUCAAAAUGUCGAACAAAAAUAUAAAAGAUAUUUAUGGAAAAUACAGCAGAAUAAACAUUGUUGCUGGCAAACAAAUUUUUUACGUGCUUGGAGCAAUGUGCUUUUGUUUAGGUGUGCACCACCUUAAAAUAUUAGAAAGGAAACACUCCUUUAUAUACUAUCAGUGGUACCCGAUCGACACCGAAAAGUACUACUGGUUCGUCGCCUUCAAUCAGAGCUGCUUUUUGACCGUUGCCUUCUUCUACAUGGCGUACACAAAACUGUCCCCCAUUGCUUUUUCCACCUACAUUUUAGGGCGCAUAAAAGUGCUGCAGCACAUUUUGGUCGGGUUGGACGAUUAUGCUAAAUUACAGCCCGACCAAGACAUACAUGAAUCACGGUUUCGUGUAAUUAAAAAGUGCGUUUCUAUGCAUAACGAUGUUAUAGAAUAUGUUACUUUAAUAAGGAGUCACACAAGUACUUUUAUUAUGUUGGAUUUCAUGUUAUCAUCCUUUCAACUGGGUUCAGCUCUUAUUGUUUUGAUGUCGAAUGACCAAAAUAUUAGACUUGUGGACAAAUCUAUUCUUUUGUGGUACUUACUUAUAAAUAUUUAUAUCAUGUGGGUCACUUAUUAUUAUGGGAACGAAAUCAUUGUGCAGAGCCUCAAUGUAUCUGUGUUGGCGUAUAAUAAAUUAAACUGGUACGACUUCAGCCCAAAAUGUAAACUGGCACUUAUCAUGAUAAUGGCCAAAGCUCAGACACCACUUGCUAUAAGUAUUGGUCCCCUGGCUGAUUUAUCCUUGCAGGCUUUUUUAACAGUAAUUCGUGCAACCUUUUCUUACAUGACAUUCAUAAAAAGUAUUUAUGAAUAACUUUAUUACACACAUUUUAGAAACAAACACAUUUUUGCCACUGAUAUUACU
Aethina tumida (small hive beetle) is the source of this 1090-nucleotide messenger RNA. Its product is annotated as odorant receptor 30a. Gene Ontology annotation, molecular function: olfactory receptor activity; odorant binding. Gene Ontology annotation, cellular component: plasma membrane. The coding region runs from base 50 to 1039 and encodes 329 amino acids. The record is from RefSeq and is a predicted model, not a curated record. Gene Ontology annotation, biological process: sensory perception of smell; detection of chemical stimulus involved in sensory perception of smell. The transcript is spliced from 5 exons. Lineage: Eukaryota; Metazoa; Arthropoda; Insecta; Coleoptera; Nitidulidae.